Molecule: messenger RNA, 399 nt
Organism: Chelmon rostratus (copperband butterflyfish)
Lineage: Eukaryota; Metazoa; Chordata; Actinopteri; Chaetodontiformes; Chaetodontidae
Gene: pmchl
Product: pro-melanin-concentrating hormone, like
Exons: 1
Coding region: 1-399 (132 amino acids)
Biological process (GO): behavior; chemical synaptic transmission
Molecular function (GO): type 1 melanin-concentrating hormone receptor binding; melanin-concentrating hormone activity
Source: RefSeq, a predicted model, not a curated record
AUGAGACGGUCACUAAUCUUCGCCGCAGCACUCUGGUUCAACUGCUAUGCGCUGACGGUGUCAUUACCCAUGGGCAAGGCUGAAGACAGCUCCUUGGAGCAGGAUAUUUUCACCUCGCCGCUGAGUGACGAGGUGACAGAAAACAGCCUCGGCGAAGCAGAUCUGGCCACUGUGGGCAAACCCAGAGGGCCGCGGGUAAUCGUGGUCGCCGAUCCGAGCCUGUGGAGGGACCUGCGGGAGCUGCACAACGGGCUGUCCCUCUACAAACGGAGAGCUGACGACCACAGCCAGGUCAACGAGCACAGAGGUGCCAGCCAGGACCUGAGCAUCCCCAUCCUGAGGAGGGACACGAUGAGGUGCAUGGUGGGACGGGUGUACCGGCCGUGCUGGGAAGUCUAG